Corythoichthys intestinalis (scribbled pipefish) is the source of this 2855-nucleotide messenger RNA. Its product is annotated as germ cell-specific gene 1-like protein. Gene Ontology annotation, cellular component: plasma membrane. The transcript is spliced from 7 exons. The record is from RefSeq and is a predicted model, not a curated record. The coding region runs from base 602 to 1675 and encodes 357 amino acids. NCBI's taxonomy places the organism in Eukaryota, Metazoa, Chordata, Actinopteri, Syngnathiformes, Syngnathidae.
CAAAAGACUCUACAGUGUCUGCGGGGCGUCCGUUCAAGAUGGAUAAAUAUUGUUUUUGACUUGGAAGACUCCUUUAGGAAAGAUGAUCGAGGACUGUGAGACUUAUCUAGUGCGAGUGGUGACCACUGGACAACAUUUUGUAUGGUGAUUUGCUUCGUGCCCAACCUGACCUACAGGCUGCAAGACUUUUACCUCGGGUGCAUCUUGUCUCAAAGGAUUUGACAAAGGUCCAGUUGGGUAAUAGUCGGAAUCAAUAGCAAGCUUUCCAGGCAAGCCCUCCUCCCGCAGUUUUCUCCUUAGGCGAACCUUCGAAAUCCCCUCUUGUCCAUUUUUACCUCCAUCUGUUUGCCUGCACAUGCAUCAACUUGACAGCAUCUUCCUCCUCUCCUGCCUCUCGUUUUAAUCACUCUCCCGCGGUUACGUCACAUUCAUCUUUGCUGCACAGUUUAUUAAACCUGGCAGCUCCUCACCUCCCGACCCGCCUCCCCAGUGGAAGCAUCUGUUCUCCCGUCCCUCUUUCCCCCCGUAGCCGCCACACUGCGCGCCGCCUCGCUCUCCCGCGCUGCCCCGGUGCCUUCAGCCCCCCGCCACCACCUCGGCCAUGGCGGAGCGGAUGUCGCGUCGCUCUCGCUCCCUGCUCUCCCUGACCUUGACCUCUCUGGCCCUGGCGCUCUCUAUUUUGGCCCUGUGCACCUCCUACUGGUGCGAGGGCACCCACAAGGUGGUCAAACCCCUCUGCCUGUCGCCUGUCAAGAUGAAGAACUGCGGGCAGAACAACAGCGAGCCUUACACCACAGAGAGCCCGACCCAAAACCCUUUCAACCGCACGCUGACUCCGGCCAGACGCGAGGAGCUGGCCAAGAUCCGACAGAGGCAGUUGGCCAACGCCGUCCACUACAUCUGGGAGACGGGCGAGGACAAGUUCGCUUUCAGAUAUUUCCACACCGGCUUUUGGGAAAGCUGCGAGAAACACAGUGAUGGGGAGAAAUGCAGGAGUUUUAUAGAGUUGACUCCAGGGGAGACGCAAGGUGUGCUUUGGCUGUCGGUCAUCUCAGAGUUCACGUACAUCGGUCUGCUCGGGAUGGGCUUCUUGCUCAUGUGGCUGGAAGUAUUAUGCUCUCACAAAGAAAUGCACUCGCUAAAAAUCAGUGCCUACGCUGCCAUGUGCACUGUGCUGUCAGGCCUUCUGGGGAUGGUGGCCCACAUGAUGUAUACCACCGUGUUCCAGAUGACGGUCAUUGUGGGCCCCAAAGACUGGAGACCUCAAACCUGGGAUUAUGGCUGGUCUUUUGCUCUCGCCUGGGUGUCCUUCAGCUGCUGCAUGGGCGCUGCCGUGGUGACGCUCAACUCCUACACAAAGACCAUCAUCGAGCUCCGCCGCAAACAGAGAUUGCGUCUGGAAGAGGCGAGGGCCACCGCCCGGGCCCCUUGCUACGAGGAUGUGGUCCAACCCAGCGGUGGCGCAGGAGCCGGGGGCUUCUACUCCGUCAGCGGACUGCUGCAGUGCCCCGACGGCAUGAUUGAUGUAGCGUGGGCCCCAAACGGCAGCGUGGUCGGAGUGGGCAACGGGGACGUGCCCACGCUGGUUUUAGUGGGAGGGUGUGGACCGGAGGGCUGUGAAGACUGCGAGAGGGAGAUGGAGGGCCCUGUGGAUAGAGUGGACUCCCCGUGCUGAAAGACUCCACAUUUCAAGGAGCUUAAAAACUGAAGACACUCACGGAAAAGGUGAAAAAAAAUGUUGAACUCAAUACAUAUCAAAUCUCACUAUUCUUAAUACAAGCUUUUUUCUCUGGGGAUUUUCUCAGUGCCUCACGGUAGGAAGGCAAUGUGCGUGUGUUAACACAACGGACACUUUAUUAGGUGCGCUAAUACACUCUUUGUACAUCCAAGGAAAAGAUGAGAGAACAAUGUCCCAUGGUCACAUCAACAAUGACAAUAAUGGUCGACUAUCAGCACCGCCGUCCCUGGCAGAUCUGCGUCUUAAUUCUGCUCCUGAACAAGAGGUAUUUUUUCUUUCACAGUAUUACACUGAUUGUACAUGGAUAAUAUUGUAACGUCAAGACCAUCAAAGGAUAAUUUCAAUAAAUGGAAUAUCAAAACAUACUUUGUUACAGUUAGUUGUAUUCAGAAAGUAGUACCAGUAGGGUUGUGUAAUAAAACAGUGGAUUUAUUUUCACAUACCGUAUUUAUGGUAACCCUAGGGUAGGGCUCCAGACUGGUUGCAUUUUUCGACUAAAAUUAGAGCCAGUACGAGUCAUUUCUUUUCCAUUCACUCGCACAUGCGCGACCAGUAACAUUGCCUUUUUUUGUUUGUUUGUUUGUUUUUGUUGCUGAAAAACUCCUUUACGGUUAAAUCCACUAGUUGGCGGUCAUGUAACGAGCUGGUUUUCCAAAGCAAAAUACAACAGCGGCGGGGUCGGCCCCUCCUGACUUGAUGCUGAGCGACCUGGAGUAUAUAAAAACUGCAUAGGGGAAAAUUAAACUACGAAAGGGAACCGCGUGGUACCCCACAGUGGCGCCGCCAGGGGUGGCCAUGGCCACCCCUUUAAAUUGGUUGGCCAACCCACUGGCCACCCCGCUUGCCAGUAUAUCGUUAGAUUGUUGUAGCAUCAGUUAUGCAUUUCAUCCCAAAUGAAUGCAUUUAUUUUGUUAUGUUAAAUGUAGGGCUGUCAAAUUUAUCGCGUUAACGGGCAGUAAUUAAAUUUUUAAUAAUUAAUCACGUGAAAAUGUUUAUCGCAAUUAACGUAUUUGUGAUACGACUCAUUCACGCAUUGCCGCAAACAGCCUACAAUGGCGCCGUUUUACUUAUAUACAGAGAUAAGAGGCAGAGUGGAGUAGAUACAAGCAUUCAUUCG